This is a messenger RNA of Nelumbo nucifera (sacred lotus), 2017 nucleotides long. Its product is annotated as protein HOTHEAD-like. Gene Ontology annotation, molecular function: flavin adenine dinucleotide binding; oxidoreductase activity, acting on CH-OH group of donors. The record is from RefSeq and is a predicted model, not a curated record. Lineage: Eukaryota; Viridiplantae; Streptophyta; Magnoliopsida; Proteales; Nelumbonaceae.
AAGACAACUUGAGAUCGGUGAGAGGAAUUAACCUUUGAAUAUCUUUCCUAGUCCUUCAAUGGCUUUGUUGGGGAUGCUAAAGCUUUGUCUCAAUAUAUUUUUCUGUGUCAACCUACUAGCUUCUUGUCAAGGUAAGGUGGAUUACUCUGAAUACGGAUUUCCCUUUAUCAAGCCGGCAAGCACCUUCACAUCGUCGGCAAUUCAGUCGAACAGAUGGAGAAAUACGUAUGACUACAUAAUUGUAGGAGGUGGCACAGCUGGGUGUCCCCUAGCAGCCACCCUCUCCCAGAAGUACAGAGUUCUCUUACUAGAGAGAGGGGGUGUACCAUUUGCCAACCACAACGUCUCCUACUUGCAGAACUUCCACAUCUCUCUGGCAGACACCUCACCCACCUCCGCAUCUCAGGCUUUCAUCUCCACCGACGGAGUCAUUAAUGCAAGGGCUCGGGUGUUGGGUGGAGGCACUUGCAUCAAUGCUGGCUUCUACACAAGAGCAAGCUCCAGUUACAUUAGAAGGGCAGGUUGGGAUAGUAAGUUAGUGAGAGAGUCAUACCCAUGGAUCGAGAAGCAAAUUGUUCACCGGCCCCAACUAGCCCCAUGGCAGAAAGCAUUGACGAAUGGACUUCUUGAAGUCGGGGUCUCGCCUUUUAACGGUUUCACCUACAACCACAUCUACGGAACAAAGAUCGGAGGGACUACCUUCGAUGACUCCGGCCGUCGAUACACCGCUGCCCACCUGCUGGCUUCUGCAAAUCGUCGGAAUCUAAGAGUCCUCAUUCAUGCCACCGUGCAAAAGAUAGUGUUUGACAGAAACGGGAAGAAACCCGUGGCUGUUGGAGUGAUGUUCAAAGACGAAUAUGGGAAGCAGCAUCAAGCAUUUCUGUCAAGGAUGAGGCAGAGUGAGGUGAUAUUGUCGUCGGGUGCUAUCGGGAGCCCCCAGCUACUACUGCUGAGUGGCAUUGGGCCGGAAGCCGACCUCAAGGAGAUGAACAUACCGGUGGUGCUGCACAAUGAAUUCGUGGGCAAAGGAAUGUCCGACAACCCCAUGAACUCCAUAUUCGUACCCACAAAGAAACCGGUCAAGCAGUCGCUAAUCCAAACUGUAGGGAUUACCAAGAUGGGAGUGUUCAUUGAGGGUAGUAGCGGAUUCGGCCAAAACUCAGAUAGCAUCCGGUGUCACCAUGGAAUCAUGUCAGCAGAGAUUGGACAGCUCUCUACGCUUCCCCCCAAGCAAAGAACUCGGGAAGCCAUCAAAGCCUACAUCGAUGGAAAGCAGAACCUACCACAUGAGGCGUUCAUGGGUGGCUUUGUUCUAGAGAAGAUCGUUGGGCCGCUCUCGACAGGCGAACUCAGACUGAAUAGCACCAACGUGGAUGAAAAUCCUUCUGUCACCUUCAAUUACUUCAGCCAUCCCUACGAUCUACAGAGGUGCGUAUAUGGCAUUCGCACGAUCGAGAAGGUUGUGAGGACGAAGCACUUCGCCCACAUCAUAAACACUCACAUACCCACUGUGGAGAUGCUACUCAACAUGAGCGUGAAGGCUAAUGUGAACCUGAUCCCCAAGAAGACCAACGACACCAAGUCUUUAGAGCAGUUCUGUAGGGACACAGUGAUCACCAUCUGGCACUACCAUGGUGGGUGCCAUGUGGGCAAGGUGGUGGACUCCCAUUAUAAAGUCCUCGGCGUUCAUGGCCUCCGAGUUGUCGAUGGCUCCACGUUCACUGAUUCUCCCGGCACAAAUCCCCAGGCCACUGUCAUGAUGAUGGGCAGAUACAUGGGAGUAAAAAUACUGAGAGAACGUCUGGGUAGAGCAGCUGGUGUAUAAAAUGGAUUAAUUUUUACAACAGAUGUUGUUGUACUUGUAUGGAAAUUAAUUUGAUUGUUCUAAUUCUUGUAGGAAGUAUUAUUAUAUUGUUGCCUAGUAGCUAGAUGGAAAAGAUGGAUUAUAUUGUAUUGUAUAAUAACAUAGUUUUUAUGUAAAAUGUCUUGCUAUCGUAGUAAUAUGUCUUCUUUUCCA